Molecule: messenger RNA, 1863 nt
Organism: Trichoderma virens Gv29-8
Lineage: Eukaryota; Fungi; Ascomycota; Sordariomycetes; Hypocreales; Hypocreaceae
Exons: 2
Coding region: 1-1863 (620 amino acids)
Biological process (GO): fatty acid metabolic process
Molecular function (GO): medium-chain fatty acid-CoA ligase activity
Source: RefSeq, a predicted model, not a curated record
AUGAGUACGGCGGCGGCGGCGGCGAGGACGGUUGACGAGGGCUAUGUGCAGCAGGAGUGGCAGCAGAGGAUAUUGGGGACCGAGGGGCUGAGCAUACGGACGGGGCCGAUGGAGCCCGCCCUCUUCACCGGCACCAUCCCCGACCACUUCGCCUCCGUCGUCUCCCGCCACGGCGACCGUCCCGCCGUCAUCGCCCGCUCGCCAUCCCCCCUCGCCCGGGAAUCCACCCUCACCUACCACGCGCUCGACCUCGUCUCCAACCGCCUCGCCUCCUCCCUCUCCUCCCUCGGCGUCCGCAAGGGCGACCGCGUCGCCGUCUCGCUCGGCAACAGCGCAGAGUUCGCCGCCCUCACUUACGCCCUGUUCAAGCUCGGCGCCGUCCUCGUCCCGCUCAACCCUACCUUCAAUGCCCAGCAGGUGACCGCCGCGCUGGGCCAUCUCGGCGCUGAAGUAUUGAUUAUUGGCGCUGUCACGGAUCUCGCGUAUCGCCCUGGAAAGGGACGCAGCAACAAGCAGCUGCUGGAGACGGUUGUCGGCGACCUGCACCGUAGCCGGAUCCAGAGCGAGGCCGUCCCUAGUCUGAAGCGUGUCGUCGUGCUGGAUAACCGCACCAGCCAUCCCGACGUCGACUUCCCGCUGGAUCAAUUCGCUGCCUUGAGUUCGUAUGAGACUCUGCUCGAGGGCUCUGACCGCACCGUCAAGCCUGAUGCCCCGUUGGAUCCCGCGGACACCAUCAACAUCCAGUUCACGUCCGGCACAACAUCCGCCCCUAAAGCCGCACAGCUCUCGCACACGGCCAUCCUCAACAACGGCGCCUUCAUCGCAGACCGCAUGGGGCUUGCUCCUACAGAUCGCAUCGUCGUGCCACCGCCGCUGUUCCACUGCUUCGGCUCCGUGCUGGGCUACAUGGCCACGGCCACCACCGGCGCCGCCAUCCUCUUCCCGUCUCCGGCCUUCGACCCCGUGGCUACGGUGCGGAUGGCCGCCGAGACCAACGCCACCGGCUUAUACGGCGUCAGCACCAUGCUGGUCUCCAUAUUCGAGGCCCUGGACGCCGGCAACCUCCCCGUGCCGCAGCACCUGCUCAAGGGCAUCGUCGCUGGCAGCAGCGUGCCAGAGUCACUCAUGCGCACCAUCUACAAGCGUCUCGGGCUGCAAGAUCUGGUCAUCUGCUACGGCAUGACAGAAACCGCACCCGUCAGCUGCAUGACACGGCCGUCAGACCCCUUUGAGCAGCGCACAUCGUCAGUCGGCACGCCCAUGCCACACACCGCAGUCAAGAUUGUCGAUCCCCUAGACCCAGAACGUAUCGUCCCCCUCGGUGAGCGCGGCGAGCUGGCCGCCUCCGGAUACCUCGUCAUGAAGGGCUACUUCGGCGACCCGGAGCGCACCGCCCAGGUCCGGCGCACCGACGCCGACGGCCGCACGUGGAUGUACUCGGGCGACGAGGCCGAGAUGGACGCCAACGGCUUCGUCCAAAUCACCGGCCGCAUCAAGGACCUCAUCAUCCGCGGCGGCGAAAACAUCCACCCCCUCGAGGUCGAAAACUGCCUCUUCCAGCUCCCCGGCGUCCAGGAGGUGUCCGUCGCCGGCGUCCCGGACGAGCGUCUAGGUGAAGCCGUCGCCGCCUUCGUCAUCCCUCGCCACGGCUGGCAAACGACCGACGCGCAGCAAGACGGCGACGAGGCUGCGCAGAGACUAUCCAAGGACCGCGUGCGCGAAUGGGUGCGGACGAAUCUGUCGAGCCACCUGGUGCCCAAGUACGUCUUCUGGGUCGACGACUAUCCCAAGACGGCCAGCGGCAAGAUUCAGAAGUUUAAGCUGCAGGAGAUGGCCAAGAAGAUGCUGGCCGCCGAGGCAUAA